AUGGCCGAGCUAAACCCACUUGACGGACAAAUUAACGGCGGCGGCGGCGGAGGAGGAGGAGCAGGAAAUGGGGAGACGAUGGUGGGGACGGCGACGAAGAGGCAGAGAAGGCCGAGUGUGAGAUUAGGCGACAUUGGAGGCGACCCACCACUGGCGGCCUAUGAACACCUGCACCAGCAACAUAGGAGGGCCUCAUCCAAGCAGCAGCUGCAGUAUCAAUGGAAGCAGCAGCAGCAGAAAGGUUCGAGAUUGAGAAAUAAUGAAACCCUAGCGGUGGAUAAGAAUGGGAUUAGCAAUAGCGAAGAUGGGAUUGAGGGUUUUGUUAAUGAAGGCGAGGAAGGUAAUGAAGGGGAUAUGGAUUUGGAUAGGGUUGCUAUUGGGAGCUGGAAAACUUUUCGGGAUUCGUCGAUGAAAUCGAAGAGGGGGAGAGGGGGUUCUAUUAGGAAGAGGGUUAGGUCGAAUUGGGUUUCGUCUAAAGUUGAUGAAAGUGGGAAAUUAUUGACCAGUGGAGGUGAAGGGGAAGGGGAUGGGGAAGAGGGUUUUCAUUUGGACAAUGAUGAUGGGAUGGAUAGGGAUUUUGCACGUGAAAACUCUGAUGAGGAGGUGGACAGAAAUGAGAGCCCAAUUCGUUCUUUUGAGAAUAAUGAUGAGGAUAUUGAUGUGGAGAGAGAAAGAGGGUUUUUGAAAUUAGGGGAGAAAAACAGGAGAGUGACUACUAGGGUUUCUGAUGAAAUGGAGGGGCCUAGUGAUUCGGUAGAGAGAAAUGGAGUGAAGGCUUGGUUGAACCAGUUGGGCUUAGGGAGAUAUGGCCCAGUUUUCGAGAUUCAUGAGGUGGAUGAUGAGGUUUUGCCAAUGUUGACACUGGAGGAUUUGAAGGAUAUGGGAAUUAAUGCUGUUGGGACGCGGAGGAAAAUGUAUUGCUCAAUUCAGAAGCUCAAUAAGGGAUUCUCCUAG
Coffea arabica (coffee) is the source of this 954-nucleotide messenger RNA. RefSeq lists its product as uncharacterized. NCBI's taxonomy places the organism in Eukaryota, Viridiplantae, Streptophyta, Magnoliopsida, Gentianales, Rubiaceae. The record is from RefSeq and is a predicted model, not a curated record. Gene Ontology annotation, molecular function: protein binding.